This is a messenger RNA of Cucumis melo (muskmelon), 2044 nucleotides long. RefSeq lists its product as uncharacterized. Bases 393 to 1715 code for a protein of 440 amino acids. Lineage: Eukaryota; Viridiplantae; Streptophyta; Magnoliopsida; Cucurbitales; Cucurbitaceae. The record is from RefSeq and is a predicted model, not a curated record. Gene Ontology annotation, molecular function: metalloendopeptidase activity. The transcript is spliced from 3 exons. Gene Ontology annotation, cellular component: membrane.
GGAACAAAGAAUGAAAAGGUAUUAUUUUUUGUUGGGAACUUGAGUAGAAGAUUCUCGACUUGAAACCUACCUAAUGUAUUAAGAUGCUGAGCUACUCAUGCGGUGGGUUUUUGCCACCGCUACCAUCACCCCCCGCAGUCGCCACCGUAGGCUUCUUACUACCAAAAACUUCCAGAUAAAUCUGGAUCAACCCAUAUUGCUUCCCUUCUUCAAGCCUCAAUCGGGUAUUCAAGGUUACAAUUUUCUAUUACUUUUCAACCCCCUCUUCUCUUGUUUCUUUUCUCCCAUUUUCAUUUUACUUUUCACGGAAAUGAAUACAAAUAUUCAUGAGAGAACUAGUUUCUGAUUCAAUCUGGUUUAUUGGACUUCCACAUGUGUUUUAAUCUAGAGAUAUGAAUUGCUCUAGAAAAUCGAAGUUUGUAUUCGAUGCAUUUCGGAAUUUGUCUUCAAAGAUUUUUCCCAAAGAUUUAAUUCAAGGUUCUAGAUCAAGAAUUUCCCAUACUGGGUAUUCGUUUCCAUCUGGGAAAACUUCUAAUUCUCAUGGGUUUCAAUCGGUUUCUCCAAUUGUACAAAGAUUUGGGGAGAUCAGGAGACGAUACAAUCCCUUCUUCGGUGAUUCGAAGAGAUUUUACUAUGUCGAUCGCUACCGUGUCCAGCAUUUUAAGCCAAGAGGACCUCGGCGAUGGUUUCAAGAUCCAAGAACUUUAUUGAUUGUUGUGGUGGCGGGUUCGGGAGUUUUUAUCACUGUGUAUUACGGGAAUUUAGAGACCAUACCUUAUACGAAACGAAGGCAUUUUGUGCUGUUGUCCAAACCAAUGGAGAGGAAGAUUGGAGAGUCUGAAUUUGAGCAAAUGAAAGCAGCUUUCAAGGGUAAAAUAUUGCCUGCUAUACACCCAGAAAGUGUGAGAAUAAGAUUGAUUGCUAAGGAUAUUAUUGAGGCAUUACAAAGAGGGUUGAGGCAAGAGAAUGUGUGGAGUGAUUUAGGCUAUGCAUCAGAGGCUGUGAUUGGAGCUCCUGAAGGGAGUGGCCAUGAGACAUUGAUUGCGCUUAGAGAUUCUGGGAAUGAGAAGUUGGAAGGUAAAUGGUACCGUGAAGAUGAGAUUCUGGAUGACAAAUGGGUUGAGCACAGUCGAAAGAAGGGUCAGGGGUCCCAACCAAAUACCUCGCAUUUGGAUGGAUUGAAUUGGGAGGUUUUGGUGGUGAAUGAGCCAGUUGUUAAUGCAUUUUGCUUGCCUGGUGGGAAAAUUGUUGUUUUCACUGGCUUGCUUGAGCACUUCACAAAUGAUGCAGAAAUUGCUACUAUUAUUGGUCAUGAGGUGGCCCAUGCUGUGGCUCGACAUGCUGCAGAGGGUAUCACGAAGAACCUGGGAUUUGCCGUUCUGCAAAUUAUCCUUUAUCAGUUCGUCAUGCCUGAUAUUGUCAACACUAUGUCAACUCUGUUCUUGAGGCUUCCUUUCUCUAGAAGGAUGGAAAUGGAAGCAGAUUACAUUGGUCUGCUCUUGAUGGCCUCUGCUGGAUACGACCCUCGGGUUGCGCCCAGGGUAUAUGAGAGGUUGGGUAAGGUGACGGGUGAGUCUGCCCUGAGAGAUUAUCUAUCAACUCACCCAUCUGGAAAGAAAAGAGCUCAGUUACUUGCUCAAGCAAAGGUUAUGGAGGAAGCUCUUUCUAUUUACAGAGAAGUGAGAGCCGGACAUGGGGUUCAAGGCUUCCUAUAAACAACUCCCAGUUCGGAGUUGAUACUGAUUGGCAAGAGAAUGGUGUCUCCUUCCCGUAUUUUUGUACUAAGAACUAAAGCAUGAUCAAAUGUUAUAUCUGAUUAAUUUGGUAGUGUAAUUCGUUUGAUUUUGGCUUUCCCCUUGUAAACCCAUGUUUCAUGAGAGUGAUGAACCAUUCUUUGGUGGUUUUUCAUUUUUGGUUGACAUGGCUUAUUCUGUUUCGCAUCAGGAAUUUUCAUGGUGGAGGGCAUUGAUAUCAUGAACAACUUUGGGUCCAACAUUGUAACUGUAACCUUAUUUUGUAAAUAUCAGGUCUGCCAUUGCUAAUA